Molecule: messenger RNA, 2385 nt
Organism: Anastrepha obliqua
Lineage: Eukaryota; Metazoa; Arthropoda; Insecta; Diptera; Tephritidae
Product: neprilysin-4
Exons: 1
Coding region: 44-2047 (667 amino acids)
Biological process (GO): protein processing
Cellular component (GO): plasma membrane
Molecular function (GO): metalloendopeptidase activity
Source: RefSeq, a predicted model, not a curated record
UCACAGCUUCGAUAUUUUUCAAAUCACAUCAAACCACCAAAAAAUGUUCAAACACACCGACUUGCCGCCAUCAGCGCUAUUUCUGCUCUUCUUCUCCGCGUACUUCCUCUUAACGCCCAUCGACUGCGCCAGCGAUGUAUCUGCAGUCAGCGUCAAUAUGAAACAGAUGCAGGCAAUCGAGAGCUACAUGGACCUCAACGAGAAUCCUUGUGAGAACUACUACGCCUACGCUUGCGGCAAUUGGGCGCAUCAGCACUCGAGCGAGCACUACACCGAAGCCACCAGUCUUAUCGAUCACAAGGUGAACAAACGUUUGAUCGACUACUUUCAGAACUAUCAACUGCAAAGUGACGCCAAUAGCGGCAAUCAGACAUACACCGAUAAGAUCUGGCUCUACUAUCGCGCCUGUAAGCAUGUGAAAGAGCGUCAGCUGCAACGCUAUUUGGAGCUCGUGCGCCCCAGCGCUCACUUAGAUUGGCAGCUCAUGCACCAGCUGCGCGCGCCGAACACCACUUGGCCGGCAAGUCAUUUCAACUGGCUCUUUACACUAGCCAAACUGCGUCGCUACAGCUUUGGUGACACUUUGAUUAGUCACGUCAUAAGCCCGAAGAGCGCAAAUGCCAGCGUGUAUGUUCUCGAUUUAGAUAAACCCACAAAGGAGGAGGAGAAUAAGUUGCCUAGUAUGGAGACAAUUGCUGUGAUUUUGUUGCGCGUCGGUGUGCCAAAGUUGCGCGCGAUUGUAGUAGCAAAGCAACUGCAUGAGUUCGAGCGACAGCUACAGAAAUUGCACGACAUCGAUGAUGAGCACGGCUUGUUGGAGAUCACGCUGCGUGACUUGCAAGCGGAUAUGCCACAAAUGCCGUGGCGCUUGUAUGUGCAACUGGUGCUGGGCCACGAGGUCGGCUUGGACUAUGAGCUGCAAAUAAGUAAUUGGAAUUAUUUUCUGGCGCUCGGCGAGUUUCUGAAAAAUACCAAAGACAGUUUGAUCUGCAACUAUCUCAUGUUCAAGUUCUUGAGUUUUCUUGUGCGCGAUGGUGCGAGUAGUUUCUCGAAAGUCGAUUGUAUGUGGGAUGUGCGCACAAAAAUGGAUGUGGCUGUGAAUUUUCUGUACAAGCAGCAGUUCUAUGGCGGUGACUCAGCGGCGAAGUACGAAGCUGAUAUUGAGCGCAUACUAACGUCGGCGAAGCAUGAGUUUGCUGCGAAAUUGGAUGCCAAUGCAAUGCAACUGCGUCCAGCGCAAUUGCAAUACCUCAAGCGUAAGUUGGCUGCCAUGCGUUUCAAUAUUGGCAAUCUGCCGUCUGCCGUUGAUGAGCACUUCGUUAACGCCUAUUAUGCGGGUGUACAUAUCAGCCACAAAGACUACUACAAGAACCAUCUACAGUUAUUGCAACUGAACGCACGCAGAGAACACGCGCAACUGACUACACCACCAGCCAGCGCCGCAGAAUACUUCUACAUUGGUGACAGUGACUCUGCGCGCAGUUGCACGCCGUUUUAUCUGUUUCGGCGCAAUCUCAUCGUCAUUCCGUAUGCCAUACUACAGCCGCCUAUGUUCCACAUCAACAUGCAUGACAUAUUAAAAAUGGGACUUUUAGGCUUUGUGCUCACCCACGAAAUCAUACAUGGCUUCGAUCCCACCGGCUUGUCUUACGACUAUGCAGGUAAUGAGCAGGAAAUCGGUGAACGCAUCACGCGUAAUGCACAGUUUGAGUCGUCGCUGACGUGCCUACAGCAGAUAGAAACGGAGAGCGUCGAUGAGCGCAUUGCCGAUAUUGUGGGUCUGCGUGUGGCUUUUGAUGCGCUCUUUGGCGCCAAUGCCACUAUGAAUGCGCGCCAGCCGAGCUUCAGCGCCAUUCCGGCGAAGCGUUUGUUCUUCUUGAGUUUUGCACAGUUUUUCUGUGGCAACCUGCUGACUGAAUUUACCGAUCAUGACGCCGAUAAUGUGCGACUGCAGCAGACGUUGUUAAAUUUUGAACCUUUCGCCGAGGAGUAUCAGUGUGCGCUGGGUGUUGCGAUGAACCCGGAGCGCAAGUGUAAGUUGUAUUAAGUAGGGGUGAAGGGAAACAAAAAUGGUAAUUUGGAUAAUAAUUGGAGGCCAAUCGCUUGAUUUCAAGACAUCAGCACGCUUUCAGGCAAGAAAUCAAGCAAACACAAACAAUUUUAGCUAAUUUUCAACUAUUGUAGAUUUUAGACUUUCUAAGAAUUAGUUUAAGUGCAAUAAACAAACAUCUACGUAUGGGAUUUCCUUAUCCGUACAUAAAGUAAAUACUUAAACUAACAUACUUAUACAUAGUAUAAACAUAUAAGCCAAGCCAAAGAAUAAGGUUAUUUAUUUAAAUGUUAAAUAUCUGAUAACAAUAAAAAAAUGUACUAAAAUUUUUAAAA